AUGGACAAUAGUAAAAUUUCAUCAGACGAUUCGAUGACUUCACAUGAUACACCUCCAUUUUUAUCUCACAUGUAUAUUGAUCAAAAGAUUCAUUCAUUCAAUAGUAAAUUUAAUUAUUUAAAACCAUAUUUAUCAAAAGGUUCCAGAGGAUCUUUACCUUAUACACUUAAUAUACCUGAGUCUAUACCAGAGGUUUCUGUUUCACCACGUCGUCAUUCCGUAUCAUUCAAUCUAGUUGAUAGUCAUUCACAAAAUUCUUCGCAUCAUCAACGUUCAAGUUCAUCAUUACUGGACGAUAUCAUAAUUGAACCCAUUGAAUUUGAGAGAUGUUUAUCUCCUUUAAGGGCAUGUGAUCUAGCUGCACCAUGUAGUAAUACAUUCGAAGAAGUUCUAAAAACACUUAAACAAGACAACCGCGAUGAUCGUUAUAGCAAUGAUGAAUUUAUUGGUUAA
Messenger RNA from Schistosoma intercalatum, 453 nucleotides. NCBI's taxonomy places the organism in Eukaryota, Metazoa, Platyhelminthes, Trematoda, Strigeidida, Schistosomatidae. The record is from the annotation of a GenBank genome assembly.